Giardia duodenalis is the source of this 516-nucleotide messenger RNA. RefSeq lists its product as uncharacterized. Bases 1 to 516 code for a protein of 171 amino acids. Lineage: Eukaryota; Fornicata; Diplomonadida; Hexamitidae. The transcript has a single exon. The record is from RefSeq and is a predicted model, not a curated record.
AUGAAGCUACUACAUGUUUUAUAUAGAAGUGUGGAAGCAUUUCUAAGCACACUAGCAGACACCACAGUUGGGGGAAUCCUCGCCUGUCAGCAUGCUUUCAAUGCUUCACUACUGACGGCUCCCAGGAGGCCCCGAACAAGACCAGGCCACCGAACGCAUGAAGAACCUCCUGACGAGGAGCACUAUGAGGUCCCUUUACCGCCUACUCGCGGGUCCAGCAGCUGCUGCAGCCACAGAGCCGGACACCGGCCUGCCGGCAUUUUUUUAAUGUCCAUUGAUGCUGCAUCUAGUCCAGUGCCUACCGCUCAAACGCUGGCUGUUACUGAGACAGAACCACUAGUUUUGCAGUCAAAAACCCGGAUACCUAGGCCACAAGGAAUGAGUCCUGCUUUUCGACAACUUCUUAUCGAUCUCUUUCUACAGGUUGUGGUCUCCUGCUUUUUUAUCAGUAUGGCCGUUACCUGUCUGUGCGUCACCAUUCCUGCUCUACACGCCCGUCCAUACCCUGAGGACUAA